Messenger RNA from Brassica napus (rape), 651 nucleotides. RefSeq lists its product as uncharacterized. Gene Ontology annotation, molecular function: zinc ion binding. The record is from RefSeq and is a predicted model, not a curated record. The transcript has 2 exons. The coding region runs from base 1 to 651 and encodes 216 amino acids. Lineage: Eukaryota; Viridiplantae; Streptophyta; Magnoliopsida; Brassicales; Brassicaceae.
AUGCUGACUCGGUGGUUUUAUAACCGUAAGAAAAAGAUUUCAAAGCAUAAUCAUCCUCUUACCGAAGAUGUGGAGAAAAAGAUUGAAAGGAGAACCGAGAAAGGCAAAAGAUUUGCAGUUUACCCUGUCAGCGAUGGUCGAUUGCUUGUUAGAGGUGAUAAAAUCGACUGCUUAGUUGAUUUGGAUAGACGUACUUGCUCAUGUGGGAAGUACAACCUGAUGAAGAUACCUUGUCGGCAUGCAAUUAAAGCUGGUUUUCAUGUUGGCAGACAGCCACACACAUUGACUGAUUUAUUUAACACUACAAAAGCUUGGCGAGAAGCUUAUCAUGAAAGCAUCAAUCCUAUUGCUGUUCCUGAGGAUGCUUGGUCCAUGCCUGAAGAUGUUGUCGUGGUCAAUGUGCUACCACCAGAGUCAAGAAAAUCAGUUGGAAGGAAUAGAAAACGCAGACAUGAAACUGUUGAAGUUAAACUUCGGUCAUCGCAAACAUCACAAAAGAGGCAGCCUCGCAAGUGUAGUAGAUGUGGUAUUAGUGGGCACAACAGAGCAACUUGUAUUGAUGUUUCUGUUACAGGUUGGUCUGUUCAAGUAUGCAAGUUGUGGUGUUUGAAAGUGCAGUAUUGCCUUGUCUCGUAUGGUUUUUUCUUCUAA